AUGGAAAUAAACAAAAGAAUAUUUAACAUUGCUAAAUCAAAUGAAAUCUAUUUAGAUGAUGAUCAUCAAUCUGCUAUUGAUCUUCAUCCAUUAUAUGCAUCAGAUGAACCUGAAUUAACUCAAUUAUAUGAACGAUUUGCAUCAAAAUGGAUUUCAGAAUCUGUUAAAAGAACUGUAGUAUAUAGAGGAAAAUUUUUCAUAACAGAACGAAGCAAAAAAUUAUAUGAUGUAAUUAAUUAUUGUUUAGAUAUAUUAUUAAUUCCAUCUCAAUUGUCAUCUCGUUCCUUACCAUAUAAUAAUUUCAUUGAAAAUCUUUCGAGUAGAAUUGAAAGAAAUUCUAUAGAAAAUUUUAGUCAAUAUAAAAAUAAAGAUGAUAUUGAUAUGAAUGAUAUGAUUGGAAAAAAUAAAUCUUAUACUGAACGAAAAUUUAAUCGAAAAGAAUCUUCAAGAACUAAAAUCAAUAAUUCAUGGAAAUUUAUUCCAUCAGCAAAUAUGAUUCGUUAUACAAAUGUUUUUUGA
Messenger RNA from Rotaria sp. Silwood1, 519 nucleotides. The record is from the annotation of a GenBank genome assembly. Lineage: Eukaryota; Metazoa; Rotifera; Eurotatoria; Philodinida; Philodinidae.